Molecule: messenger RNA, 436 nt
Organism: Vombatus ursinus (common wombat)
Lineage: Eukaryota; Metazoa; Chordata; Mammalia; Diprotodontia; Vombatidae
Product: 40S ribosomal protein S19a-like
Exons: 1
Coding region: 1-393 (130 amino acids)
Biological process (GO): ribosomal small subunit assembly; translation
Cellular component (GO): cytosolic small ribosomal subunit; ribosome
Molecular function (GO): RNA binding; structural constituent of ribosome
Source: RefSeq, a predicted model, not a curated record
AUGCCCGGAGUCACGGUGAAGGACAUGAACCAGCAGGAGUUUGUCUGGGCCCUGGCCGCCUUCCUGAAAAAGUCAGGGAAGCUGAAAGUCCCCAAAUGGGUGGACACGGUCAAGCUCGCCAAACAUAAGGAGCUAGCGCCCUACGACGAGAACUGGUUCUACACCCGCCGCCUCCACAGCCUGUCACCUGUACCUCUGGGACGGUGCUGGCAUGGGCUCCGAGAUCUAAGGGGGGUGCCAGCGCAAUGGGGUCAUGCCCAGUCACUUCAGCAGAGGCUCCAAGAGCGUGGCCCGGAGGGUCCUGCAAGCCCUGGAAGGCCUCAAGAUGGUGAAGUGCCAGGAUGGCGGCCGGAAGCUGACACCUCAGGGGCAGAGAGACCUGGACAGAAUUGAUGGACAGGUGGCAGCCGCCAACAAGAAACAUUAGGACAAACCA